Messenger RNA from Monomorium pharaonis (pharaoh ant), 3593 nucleotides. Its product is annotated as serine/threonine-protein kinase 32A. Gene Ontology annotation, biological process: G protein-coupled receptor signaling pathway; regulation of signal transduction; protein phosphorylation. Bases 831 to 2216 code for a protein of 461 amino acids. The transcript has 10 exons. NCBI's taxonomy places the organism in Eukaryota, Metazoa, Arthropoda, Insecta, Hymenoptera, Formicidae. Gene Ontology annotation, molecular function: ATP binding; G protein-coupled receptor kinase activity; G protein-coupled receptor binding. The record is from RefSeq and is a predicted model, not a curated record.
CACGUCUCCGUCGGAUCCUCUUCUCGCUCCGAAACGCUUCGGGAAGCGCGCGCGCGCGGCGCAGCUUCCGCGCGGCGGGCCGCGUGAUCGCGAAAAAGGGUCUCUCUUUUUCUCUCUCUAUCUCUCUCCCUCUUUUUCUCUCUUUCUCUUAUUCUCCUUGAUGUGUGCCCCGGGUGUGUGUGCCCCAGAAGGUGCCGGCUGAGAGUCGCUUCGCGAGUGAAGCAAUCACGCGCGGCGGGACUCGAUACCCCGAGAUACGCGGGAAAUGUUUCCAGUGUUGUAAUCGUUCCGAACGAGGCUGAAAGUCGGUCGAUGCUGGAGAAAAGACAUAUUGGGACCAGUCGUCAUCGUCGUCGCAAGUAAGACCGGAUGCACCGCGGAGCAAGGCGCCCUCGCUCAUUGCCGUCGAGGGGAUCAUCGACGUUGUCUGCAAUUAUCCCGCGCGUCAGCACGAUCCGUUAAUUAAACCGCUCGAAUCGGCGGCGGUGGGCCGUUGCUAAUUAACGCCGGCGUCACCCCCUUGUACCCCCGCAGACCCUUCAUCAACCUCGACCGGGGACAUCGUCUCGAUUAGCAAGCGGCGGAUUUAACGUGGGGCCAUUUAGCGCACGUGACAACCGCUUUCCCUUCUAUCUGUCCCGUAGAAGAUGGUGCGCGUCAUCCGAUGAAGGUGAGGCCGUGCGACGAGGCGUCGCGACGCCGGGACAAUGCGGAAAUAUGAGACUUCCCGCGCCGACCGGAUCUCAGCGUCGUCUUCGUCGGCAGUGCGCUCGCACCGAUGCGACUUACAACGGUCGCCGACGCGUACGUCCGACAUCCAUUGAGGAAAAAUGGGUGCCAAUCAAUCGACCCGGAGCGCGCCCACCCCCGGAGAAGAAGUGAAUUUCGAUCAUUUUCAAAUCCUACGCGCCAUUGGGAAAGGCAGUUUCGGCAAGGUUUGCAUCGUGCAAAAACGUGACGGUACUGGCAAUAUGUACGCCAUGAAGUACGUACAUAAAAACGAAUGCGCGGAACGGGGCGCUCUGAAGAAUGUGGCGAGAGAGGUGGAGAUCCUGUCGAAGUUGGAGCAUCCCUGUUUGGUGAAUUUAUGGUUCAGCUUCCAAGACGAGGAGGACCUCUUCAUGGUUUCGGAUCUGCUUUUGGGCGGCGACCUGAGAUACCAUAUCCAGCAGGAGGUUGUGUUCAGCGAGGAGAGCGUCGUACUAUUCGUGGCCGAGAUCGCCCUGGCACUUGAUUACCUGCAGACCCACAGAAUCAUCCAUCGGGACAUUAAGCCGGAUAAUAUCUUGCUGGACGAGGAAGGCCACGCCCAUGUGACAGAUUUUAAUAUCGCGACUGUACUCGAAAAUGGACAGUUGGCGACUUCGAUGUCUGGGACAAAACCGUAUAUGGCUCCGGAGAUUUACAUGUGCUCGUGCGAGGAAUACGGUGUCCUCGGCUACGGAUUCGCUGUGGACUGGUGGAGCCUAGGAGUCCUCGCUUGGGAAACCCUAGCCAUGGAGAGACCAUAUCCGGUUCACUCCACGACAUCCAACAGGGAAGCUCUGAGACUCUUGAAGGAAGAAAGACGGACACUCUCGCACUGGAGUCCGUCGAUACGUGAUCUCCUGGACCGCUUGUUAACUCUCGCGCCGAGCGCCCGAGUGUCGUGCUUGAAAGAACUGAAGCAGGCGAGCGCGAUGAGGGAUCUGGAUUUCGACAAAGUGUUAAAUAAGCAGAUAAAGCCGCGCUUCACCCCGCCGAAGGAUCACCUGAACUGCGAUCCCACGUUCGAGCUCGAGGAAAUGAUAAUUGAGACGAAACCCCUGCACAAGAAGAAGAAACGCCUAGCUAAACAGAGGUCACUGAGGGUCGACUCGGCGGAGGAUGCCGCGCUCGUCGAGGGGGCUGGAUCGAGCGUAGAAUCACGGAGAUUAGCUUACAUCCCGGAAUAUCGGGUGUACAAUCGCGAGCGCGAGAUCGAGAGGCAGGAGCGGGAAAAGAAGGAGAAACAGUGGGAGGAGGAACUGAACACUGCCAUGAAGGGUGCCGAAGAGAGGCUCAAAACAAAGCAGCAACAUCUGCCGGCCCAGCGAACUGGAAACCGACUGAGCGUCUCGACGACGAACGUCAAAGCGCGGAUAAACGCGUCGCCGAGGCAAGGUCGCCGAGCGAGCGCCACGGCGUCCUCGGACAUCGACUUCAUCGACGCGAGCCCGGAGCCUAGCACGUCUUAGAUAACGCCGGAGGACGCGCUUAUACACGACACGUAGCCUAUCUUGCGGGUAGACUCCUUCGAUCCUAUCGAACGCGCACCGCACACCGACGACGGACCCCCUCGCCUCCUUAUCACAAAGGGAAAAAAAAGGAAAAAAAAAAGAAAAAAAGAAAAAAUAGUAUCUCUCUGACAUUCAAUUAUUUCUCCGCUCUGAGAUGAGGAAGGCAAAAAAUUCCAUGAUUAGCGUAGUCAAAGUUUUUUAUACUCUUCUUGAAAAGAUAUACGACACACGUACGUGAUACUUCGCUCUUAUUUUUCUAUCUAUCGUGAUUCGAUGUGGGGCAAUUUAUCUUUAACGCCCUACAUUCCCUUACAUUGGAUCCUCUCCUUCGCGGCCGCAGUGUUUACUUUCGAUUACGCUUCGGGAAAAGGCGCGAGUUUUUAAGGCCUCCGUAUUCUUUCUUGGUGCUACACGACGUAAGUACGGACUCAUCCACGAACGGCGAAUUCGGACGUUCACGCAGUUCGAGCUUUUUCGGGAAAUAUUUUAUAAAUAAACGCGCCGAUUAUCGAUAUCGAUUUGCUACUUUCAUCCCGCGGUAUCCUGUGAAUAGCAGCCAGAGAUAACCGCACGUUCGACGUAAGCUCCACUAUCAGACUCCAGCAGUGCGCGCUUAAUCACUGUACCAGGAAACGUGCAUUUAUAAGAUUACCAUCCCGGAUUAUCUCCCGCGAACUCCGACUAACAGCGGCGCAGGAUGAUUCCCGCGGAGUAAAUGAACAGUGAAACGAUCUUCUUUGUUCGAGUAACAAAUUUUUCGUGUUUCAAUUAAAGACCCGGUUUUUACGAUCCGUAAAAUUAGGACACGCGCGUCUUCGAUAAAUAUAAUAUAAAUUAAUCCUUUCAGUACAAAAUCAGACGUAUAUCGUAGAUUACUUUUAAAGCUCUCCGCGAGGAAGAUAUCUUCCAUCUCACUUUCACCGAAAAUCAUUGCGUAACACACGUGUGAUUAUACCAUGAAACAUUUUGCAGCAUUAACCAGAAUUACAACGAUAAAUACGAUUAGAGUGGCGUGAAAAACAAAAGAUUAUGGAUGAUAAAAGAUUUCAAAAAUCUUGAUGGUCCAAAUGUGAAUCGAGACGAAUGCGUAAGAAAUAAACUUUAACACUUAUCUAUAUCUAUUAUUUAUAUCUAAUAUGGUACUGAAGGGAUUACGGUAUACAUUAAAAAAUGACUUCGUUGAUGGGAUUGGGAACAAAAUGACCUACAUAUAAUUAAUGAAUAAAUAUAUAUAUAUACAUAUAUAUAUAAAUGUUUUGUUCUAUAAAAGUAUAUGUUGUUUAGAAAUGAGCUAUGUACGAAUUGAGAAUAAAGAUAUCUUUGACAUGUUAAUAA